This is a messenger RNA of Staurois parvus, 416 nucleotides long. NCBI's taxonomy places the organism in Eukaryota, Metazoa, Chordata, Amphibia, Anura, Ranidae. The record is from the annotation of a GenBank genome assembly.
CUGAACUCCUUUCUUAUCAGCUGCCUUCCGUGGAUAUCUCCUGUACUGUGUCCGCAGUCUCUGGUCAUCCCCUGUACUGUCCGCAGUCUCUGGUCAUCUCCUGUACUGUCCGCAGUCUCUGGUCAUCUCCUGUACUGUGUCCACAGUCUCUGGUCCAUCUCCUGUACUAUGUCCGCAGUCUCUGGUCAUCUCCUGUACUGUGUCCGCAGUCUCUGGUCCAUCUCCUGUACUUUGUCCACCCUUCAGAACUGGAUGUGGCAGAACUGGUUGAUGCCAUACUUGUUGGAGGUGGUACCCUGGGCAGCAUCCAUGUGUGGCGAGCUUGACCUGUGGAUCUCUCCAGCCUUCGUUCCCUGAGUCGGCGGUCAAUCUGAAUAGUCAGCUUAAUAAGUUCCUUCAAGGUAUUCGGUACUCCA